AUGGGUAAAUCAGGUAAAGGAAAAGGUGGUAGAAACAGAAGAAGAGGAAAGAACGACAACGGUGGUCAAAAGAGAGAAUUAAUCUACAAGGAAGAUGGCCAAGAGUACGCUCAAAUCACCAAGAUGUUGGGUAACGGUAGAAUUGAAGUUGCUUGUUUCGAUAGCAUCAAGAGAAUGGGACACAUCAGAGGUAAGUUGAGAAAGAAGGUCUGGAUGGGUCAAGGUGACAUCAUUUUGGUUUCCUUGAGAGAUUUCCAAGACGAACAAUGUGAUGUUGUUCACAAGUACAACUCUGAUGAGGCCAGAACUUUGAAGAAUGUUGGUGAAUUGCCAGAAAAUGCCAAGAUUAACGAAACUGACACCUUUGGUGCUGAUGAAGAUGAAGAUGUCAACUUCGAGUUCGGAGCUGAAGAUUCUGAUGAUGAUGAUGAAGAGGAUGACGACUUGGACAUUGAUGAUAUUUAG
Molecule: messenger RNA, 465 nt
Organism: [Candida] anglica
Lineage: Eukaryota; Fungi; Ascomycota; Pichiomycetes; Serinales; Debaryomycetaceae
Source: the annotation of a GenBank genome assembly